CUUACCUCGAGUCCUUCUUGUUCCGGAGCAGUCGUAGUACUACGAGUUAUCCAACAAGAACGUUAUCUCAGUAGAAGCGUCAGUGUCAGACGUACAACACGAAUUCAAGCUGCUCCUGUUCUACUAGUGAGUCUAAUCUGAUUACAAAAAUAAAAAUGCCUCGCGACCACAAAUCCCCAGUGCCACGUCGGCAACGGCUGGCUGCGCUUGCGGCUGUCUUGCCACUUGUCUCUGGCGAAGAUGUGUUGAUGACACAAAAAAAAUUCAUGCAUGCGAAGGUUCCUGCAUCUUCUUCUUCUACCACGGCAAGAACUGGCAAGAAAUUGCUUCGUCUGCCCUUGCGCAAGGCACAUGAGACUGCGAGUUUUCGUGCAUGGAAGAAAAAAUUGGCCGAACACUUGCUGGAGGAGCAUGAGAGUGGGAAAGAUCAGAAAGUUAUGAAAAUUUGUGUGUACUAAAGUUGUAUUUAGUCUUGCUUCUACAGACAGACGACGCCACUUCUGCGAAUCGCUUCCGGUAGUUGGUAACCUGAAUUUGAUCAUAGGGGAAAACAAGAAGAGAACCCUUGUGAUCAAAUUCAGGCUACCAAAUACCGGAGCCAUUCUAUAGUAAAAGGAAAAUGUUUUUCGUUUUGCUCGUACCAACCUGUUCUACUGGCUCUAACAACCCCAUCGAGAAAAAGCUAGAACAACUCUCAGAUUCCGCUUCGAUUACCAUCCACGAUUUUGCGAAUGCUCAAUACUACGGUGCUGUUUCUGUCGGAACGCCACCCGUCAGGUUUGAAGUCAUAUAUGAUACAGGUACUAAGACCGAUUUUCCGGACGACAAGUGCAGUAGGAACCUGUCAUAACACCUUGCAGUCUUCUUUUAGGUGUUCGUGUGAGUGAGGAUUCACUUUCUUUCAUCUAGGUUCUUGUACGUAAAAAAAAUCUUCCACAUAUUUGUAGAGGUCAUGCAGAGACCAAAUUCACACCACCAUCCAAACCCCUCACACGUCAGGGUCGUCCAAUCUCUGGGUCCCUAGCACAGGCUGUACAGCAUUUGCCUGCCAGGCCAAAACAUUGUACGACUCUACGAAGAGUUCGUCCUCUGCGAAAAACGGGACGAAGUUUCAUAUCCAAUACUUAUGACUCGCAAUCCAUCAAAACACCAUGUUCAUUUCUACCUUCGCUGACUUUACGCAGGUCACCCAUCAUCCUCAGAGGCGAGCAGGUGCCGGUGGGGCUCGUUGUGCAGGAUCCAUAACCUAACCUAACCUUUUUGACUUUGAGAAACUCAAAAAGUUCAAGUCCCAUGUUGCAAAGAACGGAACAAGAUGCACCACUACCACUCCACCAAGGACUGACUCUAUCCAACCUGAUUCUGUUAAUGAUGAAUGGACUAGAUUGUAGGUUGUAUUCAUGUCACUACCCUGGUGCGAAUAGAUAGUCUAAGAAUUGUCGACGCGCACACUAGAAUAGGGGGAAAGGGGAAAAGACAUUUUCGGAGGCAUAUUGUAAACACCGAUAAAAGUGAGGGAUGCGGUAAGUAACAUCUACUCUGUCUUCCGCAACAUCUUCUCUCUAAAAAACGGUAGUGGUCCGGUUGAUGGAUAUCUCAGUUACGACACCUUACAUCUCGGUGACAGUUCGAACUUAGCGCUCAGUGGUUACGAGUUCGCGGAGAUCACAGAUGUGUCGGGUACUACUACUACGUCACCAAUUCUACCACACCAAAUAUUCUGUUCCGUACAAGUAGGGGCUACUAGUUUCUGUUCCGGUAAAGUCUCUUUACGUUUACAAAUCGUCUUUUUACAAAUCUACUCCCAUCUUCCACCUAGGUCUCGGCAUGGCCUAUGCAGCUGGGAAGUUUGACGGUAUCCUGGGUCUAGGCUGGGAUGAGAUCGCUGUUGACGGCAUUCCCACAGUCCUGACCAGUUUGCUUCGGAACAAGGUGAUCGAUAAAGCUGAGUUUUCGUUCUACCUGGGUUUAUGACUAGUCUCACAAAUUAACUUUCUCCUCAAGGACUGACAUAAGAUCAGGGACUUCUACGGACAACUUCUUACCUGGGUUUAUGACUAGUCUCACAAAUGAGUUUUCUACUUUCUACCUGGGUUUAUGACUAGUCUCCCUUAUUGAAAUUCAAUUUAUAUAGUGAAGCUAAAUCUUUGAAGCUAAGUCGUGUCUAAUAGAUGGUGAGAACGGAGAGGAUGGCGAAUUGAUGAUCGGAGGCAGCGACGGGAAGUAUUUCGAGGGGGACUUGCAAUAUGUUCCAGUAACGAUCCCGGGAUACUGGCAGAUCGCCAUGGACUCAUUCUCACUUGGAGGAUCCGAGAUGGUCAGAGAUCAGAAGGCUAUCGUCGAUUCCGGAACUAGCAUUUUAGCCGCUCCGACGGAUGUGGUAUUUUUAUCCUUGUGUGCUGGAACAAUGUUAAGUACUCUAAACUUCUAUAUUUCGCAUUUAAUCAAACAAGAACAGUAUCUAUAAGUUUACAGAAAUAUUAUAUUCAUGCCUUGAAUGAUGGUAAAAAACGGUAUAAUCUUUCUCUUUGAUGUGCAGCAAUGUGAUAAAUGUAAUCACAAGAAAAUUAUAUUUAACUUCUUCUUAAGGUGAACGCGCUUGCAGCUAAGAUCGGCGCCUUCUCGGUGUUCGGGAAGCUGAUCAUUCCAUGCGACAAGGAUAUUGGGAAGCUGAGUUUUACCCUGAACGGCGUCGAUUUUGUUAUGGCUAUUCAUUGAGGAAAUGUGAUUUUUUUCCUGGAAUGUGUUAGUGUUCGUCAGUACUUCUUCUACAGAAAAAUAUCCGACAUGAUCACCAGUGCUGUGCAGAAUCAGCACGUUGAUACACCUUUAUUUAUAUCCAUCUUAAGUACUUACCGUAAGCUUCACCUUUCUUGAAAGUAUAAACUUAUAGCAACCAUGUAAGUUUAUGAAUCUUCAUAGGUUCAACAUCCAAGAACUAGAACGACUCACCUCUAAUCCCCACCUCGACGGUAACGACGUGAAGAUUCCUGCUGUCCUAGGCCAGUGCAUGGUCGGCAUCCUGGCCAUCGAUGUGCCACCACCGCGUGGUCCUCUCUGGAUUUUGGGCGAUACCUUCAUGCGCAAGUACUACGCCAACUUUGACUACGCUGGAAAGCGUGUGGGAUUGGCCAAGGCGAAGAAGCCAAGCGAAGUCAAUAUGGCCGUGCAGGAGGAAGAGCACCAGCAGGUGACUGUGACCGGAACAAACAACGAAGUUGGUGGACAGGAAGUUUGGGUGUAAUUUGCUGAAAAUGAAAUAUGGUAGCUACUAUAAGGAGGAGGAGAAUUUUCAGCAAAUUACGUUAGCACCCUACUAAAUGGUAGCUACUAUAAGUAUAAGGAGGAGGAGGAGAUUUUUUUAGCAAGUCAUUUUUUUGAGAAGCAUCAUCCGCAAUUAUUGUUCUCUUGAAUACUCGCUAGGGAAAAUAACGAAUUUUUGAAACUACAUAGAAAGACAAACAAAAGAAAAGAUAGAGAAAAGACAAAGAAUAUGAAUUCUCACCAAAAUAUGGGUCCCAUCUAGUCGGAGUAAUCAUGUAACCACUUUCCCAUAGAUUUAGUUUUGUGAAAAAUUUUCCACCCAUAGAGUUUUGCGAUGAAGCUAGGCUUAGGCUGAAGAUUUCUAGAUGCGUGCAAGAAAUUGCUCUACUUCGAUCUCGACGACAUCAAUGUGUGAGUCAAAUAGUGUAUGAUUUUGGUGCCGAUGAAGAAGUAGCAGAAAUAAGAGUCUCAGCACGAUAUUCAUAGAAGACAACAGCGAUGAGUCUAGCUCCAUGCAGGUUGUGUUGAUUCUGCCUAUCAAACAAGAGCUUAUACAUAGAGCUUCUGUCCCCGACAGAAAAGCCACUAGCGAAGAGAGAACGAUGACCCACAAGAGUAACUUCUACUGAGGGAAAGACAAUCUCAGA
Amoebophrya sp. A25 is the source of this 3911-nucleotide messenger RNA. The record is from the annotation of a GenBank genome assembly. NCBI's taxonomy places the organism in Eukaryota, Dinophyceae, Syndiniales, Amoebophryaceae.